Messenger RNA from Saccharomyces kudriavzevii IFO 1802, 753 nucleotides. It is a transcript of the gene SDO1, whose product is annotated as guanine nucleotide exchange factor SDO1. The record is from RefSeq and is a predicted model, not a curated record. The transcript has a single exon. NCBI's taxonomy places the organism in Eukaryota, Fungi, Ascomycota, Saccharomycetes, Saccharomycetales, Saccharomycetaceae. Bases 1 to 753 code for a protein of 250 amino acids. Gene Ontology annotation, biological process: cytosolic ribosome assembly; ribosome biogenesis.
AUGCCUAUCAAUCAGCCAUCGGGACAGAUCAAGUUGACUAAUGUUUCCUUAGUGAAGUUAAAAAAGGCCCGUAAAAGGUUUGAAGUUGCGUGUUAUCAAAAUAAAGUCCAAGAUUAUCGUAAAGGAAUCGAGAAAGAUUUAGACGAAGUACUUCAAAUACAUCAGGUUUUCAUGAACGUCUCCAAAGGUUUGGUUGCUAAUAAGGAAGAUCUACAAAAAUGUUUCGGGACCACAAAUAUUGACGAUGUUAUCAAAGAAAUCAUGCAUAAGGGAGAAAUCCAACUAUCAGAAAAAGAACGGCAAUUAAUGGUUAACAAAGUCAACAAUGAAUUGCUUACAAUAAUCAGUGCUAAAUGUAUCAACCCUAUAUCAAAGAAAAGAUAUCCACCCACAAUGAUUCAUAAAGCUUUGCAGGAACUAAAAUUCAGCCCUGUGAUUAACAAGCCUGCCAAAUUGCAAGCAUUGGAAGCAAUCAAACUAUUAGUCUCUAAGCAAAUUAUUCCAAUCGUAAGAGCAAAGAUGAAGGUCAAAGUAGUUAUAGGUGAACCGUGUAAGCAAUCCAAAAUAAUCGAGAAGAUCAGCACACUGAUAACCACAUCACCUCAAGAGCCAACAGAUCCGGAAUUGGAUACAUGGACAUGCAUAGGUCUUAUUGAUCCUGUCAAUUACAGAGAUCUAAUGACGCUAUGCGAUAAAAGGGGAAUUGUACAAGUCUUGGAUAUGGCAGUCAUAGAUAAUACAACGCAUAACUAA